AUGGUGGUUGACCCAGAGCAACACGAAAUAGACCCAUUCGGAACAGACCUUGAAAAGUCAUUCCAUAGGAAAAUUGAAACAGCUGCCAACGGAGCCGCUGUGACUUACUCGAUAACUCCUCAUUAUAUGGACCCUCUGGAUCAGAUGACCGCAAGUAGACAGGUGGUGAGAGGAAUACUUGUGAACGAGUUGAAGAGAAUGAGUGGGUUGAAGUACACAGAGACCAUAAAGGUGAGAAUGUCCAAGGAAAUCGGUGAUGGGAAAACCAAGAAGGACUCAAUCUACUUUAAAUCCAAGACUGGCACUGUUACGAACUUCGAGGAUAUUGAAAGUACAGCUGCUCAAAACCAACUGACAAUCUUGUCUAGAAUUGAGACAUUCCAAAACUUAGGUUCAAACUGGAUUAUGCUCAAUAUUGAGAGUCAUUAUGUGAACAUUGCGAUGUACAAACCACUUGCCGGGAGUUCGUACAUGAAACUACCUGCUGACAUCAGUAAUUCAAUGUGUGGGCUCAUCAAUAUGAAGAAUGAUGAUAACAUGUGCUUUAUGUGGAGUCAUGUGAGGUACCUAAACCCUAAGACUAGAAGAGCAACUACCAUUACUCAGAAAGAUAGGGAAUUCGAGAUGAACCUAGACUACGAAGGUAUAGAGUUCCCCGAAAAGAUAAGUGAUAUUGAUAAGAUUGAGAGGAAAAACAGUAUCAACAUAUCAGUGUUCGGUUAUAAGGGUAAAAAGCAGUUCUACCCUUUUAGGAUCUCAAAGGGUAAGUAUGAGGAUCAUAUGGAACUUUUACUCCUUGGUGAUGAUAAUGGAAACAGACACUAUGUGCUCAUAAAGGAUGUGAAUAGAAUGCUGUGCAGUGUGAGUAAACAUGGCCAUAAGCAACACUUCUGCCUACACUGUCUUCAUAGCUGUGUUAGUAAGGAGGUACUGGAAAACCAUAAGGAAACAUGUUUGCAGGUAAAUGGAACUCAGGCUACAAAACUCCCCAAGGAAGGGACAAAAAUAAAGUUCAAAAAUCAUAGGAACUCAAUGCCGGUGCCGUUUGUAAUAUACGCUGAUUUUGAGUCCAUACUGGUGCCUAAGGAAAGAAAAGAGAAGUCAAAGAACCCCGAGGACAAUAGUAGUACAGACCUCUACCAGACACACAAGGCCUGUAGCUUUGGUUUGAAAACAGUCUGCCACUAUGAUGAUAAGUACUCUGGUGAGUAUCAGAGUUACGUUGGAGAGGAUGCUGCAUUGGUCUUCCUAAAGACUGUAUUGAAAGAGUCCUUCAGAUGUAGAGAGAUGAUCAACAAUAUAUUUAAGAAAAAGAUGGUAAUUACACCCAAACAGGAAUCCGAAUUCCAGGCUGCAAGAAACUGUUCAAUAUGUGGUAACGACCUUGGUGAGGAUAGGGUAAGGGACCAUGACCAUGUAACAGGAAUGUACCGUGGUGCUGCUCAUAAUAUAUGCAACCUUAAGUAUAGAAUUACAUGGAAAGUGCCUGUGGUCUUCCACAACCUGAGAGGUUACGACAGCCAUCUGAUUAUGCAGGAAAUUGGCAAGUUCAGGAUGGAUGUUAAUGUAAUUCCAAAUAAUAUGGAAAAAUACAUCUCAUUCUCACUGGGUAAGAAUCUGGUCUUCAUAGACUCUAUACAGUUCAUGGCUUCUUCACUGGAAGCACUGGUAAGUAAUCUUUCAUCUGAGGACUUCAGGAUAGUAGGUAAGAGGUGGAAGGGUGAGGACUUCAAUCUAGUGACACAAAAAGGAGUGUUCCCAUAUGAGUUCCUAGACGAUAUUAGCAAACUCAAUACAGAAGGUCUUCCGAGCAAGGAUAAGUUCUACUCAUCACUGUAUGAGUCAGAGGUGAAGGAGGAAGAUUACAAGAGAGCUCAGAAAGUAAGGGAUCACUUUAAGAUGAAAACCAUGAGAGACUACCAUGAUCUCUACCUGGAAACCGACGUUCUUCUGCUGGCUGAUGUAUUCGAGAACUUUAGGAGAACAUGUCUAAGAAGUUACGAACUUGACCCCGCACAUUACAUGUCAGCACCUAGUCUGAGUUGGGACGCUUUUCUGAAAAAGUCAGGUGAAGAAAUAGAACUAGUAAGUGAUAUGGAUAUGUUCCAGUUCUUUGAGAAGGGUAUGAGAGGUGGUACAAGUUAUAUUGCUCAUAGACUCUCAACAGCUAAUAAUAAGUAUAUGGAAACGUAUGAUGAGGACUCUGAAAAUAAGUACCUGAUGUACCUCGAUGCUAGCAAUCUGUAUGGCUGGGCAAUGUCACAACCGCUGCCUAAUGGAGAGUUUAAGUGGGUUGAGGAGGUUGAUGGGAUGGAUCUGGAUAAGUACCUGAAAAAUGGCGAAAGGGGAAUGGUUUUAGAAGUUGACCUAGAGUACCCACAGGAACUUCACGAUCUACAUAACGGUUAUCCCCUAGCACCAGAGAGUAAGGAAAUUGAUGCUUCUAUGUCAUCAGAUUACGCGAAGACUAUUGCUGAUAAAUUCCAACUAACACUGGGACCCAGAAAAAAGUAUGUCCUACAUGUACGUAAUUUGAAACUAUACACAGACCUUGGGAUGAGGCUAACAAAGGUUCAUAGAGCUGUUACGUUUAAGCAGUCUCCUUGGCUUAAGGACUAUAUAGACUUCAAUACGAAAAAAAGGUCAGUAGCCCGUAACACAUUCGAAAAGAACUUCUUCAAGCGGAUGAACAACUCCAUCUAUGGAAAGACUAUGGAGAAUCUCAGGAAUAGAGUUGAUGUAAAAUUAGUGUCUUCCAAAGAUGACCUCCUAAAGCGAAUGAAGGAAGUGCUAACGCUAAAUAAACCGUGCUAUGUGGGAAUGAGCAUCUUAGACCUAUCCAAAACUCUAAUGUAUGAUUUCCAUUAUAAUACCAUCAAAAGGGAGUACGAUGAUAGAUCAAAACUACUGUUCACAGAUACGGAUAGUCUGAUGUAUGAGCUGAAGACGGAUGACGUAUAUGAGGACUUCAGAAGGAUUGGUGAAGAGCAAGACUGCUGGGAUAAUUCGGACUACCCAAAAGAUAGCCCCUACUGCUCAACCCAUAACAAGAAGGUUAUAGGUAAGUUUAAGGAUGAAGCUGGUGGAGUACCCAUAAUUGAGUUUGUUGGGUUGAGGUCAAAGAUGUACUCAUACAUCAAGGAAAACGGUGGGGGUGGAAUGACUGCUAAGGGUGUUAAAAAGUAUGUCAUCAGAAACAAGCUAACCCACAAGAACUUCAAAAAUGUAAUCAGCACAAAGGGUAGAAUGAGACACAACAUGAAUACAAUCAGAAGCACAAAGCACACAAUCGGAACUUAUGAAAUGAGGAAGGUUACUCCGAGUUGCUUUGAUGAUAAAAGGUAUCUUUUGGAAGAUGGAGUAACCAGUUAUUCUUAUGGUAACAGGAAUAUAAGAAAUAGUGAUUGAGAGGUUUCCACAGAGUAAAAAGUAGUAUUCCUAGAUAGUAAAUGAAUAGUUUGUAAACCCUGCCUUGUGUUUACACAGAGGUUGUUUGAAAUUUGUCAAAAGUGUUCAAGAACUAGCAAAACACACAAUAUUGGAAAAGUUUGAGAUCACUCUAAGAAUUGCUCAAUCUGAGGUUCAGCUGGAGCUAUGCUUUAAUGAUAAAAG
Paramuricea clavata is the source of this 3612-nucleotide messenger RNA. NCBI's taxonomy places the organism in Eukaryota, Metazoa, Cnidaria, Anthozoa, Malacalcyonacea, Plexauridae. The record is from the annotation of a GenBank genome assembly.